AUGACUCGGCUGGGUCCGUGGCUGUUAGCUGCGGUUGCUUUUCUAGCAUUGGACAAUGUCUUGGCUGGAGCAAACUGUACCGCAGCCGAUGCUACCAAAAACUGCAUCGAUGGAAUGAUUGUGCCAAUUUGGAGACCAUUUUUGGAUUUGACAGUCUCUGAUCGAUUUACUCGAGGAUUCAUUUAUUUUUUGGUCAUAGCUUAUCUUUUCGUAGGAAUUUCUAUAGUAGCUGAUAGAUUCAUGAGUGGUAUCGAAGUGAUCACCAGUCAAGAAAGAACAAUCAUCGUUAAAAGACCAGGAUUGGAACCUGUUGAAGUACAAGUCAGGAUAUGGAACGACACCGUAUCCAACUUAACUUUGAUGGCUCUUGGAUCAUCUGCUCCUGAAAUUCUGUUGUCCAUCAUUGAAGUUAUUGCCAGAGGCUUCGAAGCUGGAGAUCUCGGACCAAAUACUAUUGUCGGUUCAGCUGCUUUCAACUUGUUCAUGAUCAUUGCCAUUUGUGUCAUGUGCAUUCCCAAAGGAGAAGUCCGUCGUCAGAAGCAUUUAGAUGUCUUCUUCGUAACUGCUACCUGGUCUGUCUUCGCUUAUAUCUGGCUUUAUGCUAUUCUUGCUGUAAUUUCUCCUGGAGAAAUUGAAAUUUGGGAAGGUUUAUUGACCUUCAUGUUCUUCCCAUUGACUGUUUUGACAGCUUGGGUUGCUGACAUCAAGAUUAUUCAAACUCGUUUCUUACCUCGUCGUUAUCGUCGCGGUUCUCACGGAAUGAUCGCCACUGAAGGAGAAGAACUCAAAAUGCUCGAAGGCAACGGAAUUUCUCAGGCAUAUAACGAUUUCGCUCAGGGAUGUGUUGAUCCAGCCGUUAGAGCUUUCGAAGAGCAUCGUCAAGAAUUCAUUGAGCUCAUGAGAGAGAUUCGUAAGCAAAACCCACAUAUCACCCCCACCGAAUUGCAAAAGCAAGCUGAAUAUGAGAUGAUCAAUCGUGGACCCAAAUCUCGUGCUUUCUACAGAGUACAGGCUACCCGUCGUCUCAUUGGUGGAGGAGAUAUUGUUAAGAAGCGUAUUGAUAAGGAACACAACAAGGCCCUCGAUGCGGCUCAAGAAAAACAAAACCGCGAAAACACAUGUAAGAUCUUCUUUGAUCCUGCUCACUACACCGUUCUGGAGAACGUUGGAACAUUCGAUGUCAUUGUUGGACGUGAUGGUGGACCAGAAGGACUCACUGUUCUUGUCGAUUAUUACACUGAAGAUGGAACUGCCAAUGCUGGAUCUGACUUCAUCCCUGUUAAGGGAACUUUGACUUUCUAUCCAGAAGACAAGCAUCAAAAGAUUGAAAUCGAAAUUGUUGAUGAUGAUGUAUUCGAAGAGGAUGAGCACUUCUACCUUCAUUUGAAGAACUUGCGUGUUCGCACUAUGGAUGGACUCAUUCUUGACCCAUCUCGCAUCGGAGGACUCCCAGUUGCCCAACUCGAAAUGCCAGCUACUGCUACCAUCAUGAUUCUCGAUGACGAUCAUGCAGGAGUUUUCUCUUUCGAACAUGAUCACUUCCAAAUCAUUGAAAGCUGUGGACAUUUGUCUCUCAAAGUUCAACGUCACUCUGGAGCUCGUGGAAAGGUUGUUAUUCCCUACAGAACUUCCGAUGGAUCAGCCAUUGGCGAGAAGCAUUAUGAAACCAAGGAAGGAGAAAUUGUCUUCGAUGAUAACCAGACCGAAGCCUUCAUCGAACUCGGAAUUAUGGAUACAGAGCAAUAUGAGCGCUCCGAUUACUUCUUCAUCGAACUGUCCCCACCUGUAUGGACAAAGAAGAUGAGCGAUCUCAGCAAGGUUCAAGAACGAUUCCAACGACGCAUGGAACAGAAGCGUGCCGCUUCCGUCGCCUCAGACAGUACCGAACAAGCAAAGUUGUCUAGACCCAGAGCUAACUCAGCGGAUUUACUUCAUGCAGACCCAAAUACAGAUAGAGCUGUAUCUGCAUCUCCGAAUCUGCACGACAGAUUCCGGAAAAGAUUAGGGUCUUGGAUACAUGGCAUGAAAGGAAGUGAUGAACAAAUCCAAAACUUGACUGCUGACCAACUCGAAAUUGCCGAGUUAGGAAAGCCACGUCUCGGAGAAUUCAUCAAAUGUCAAAUCACCAUUUCUGAAUCUAAGGAAUUCCAAGGAAUUGUCGACCGCAUGAUCAAGAAUGCCAACACCAAGCUUAUGUUAGGAACAUCCUCAUGGAGAGAACAGUUCAUGGAAGCUUUGACUGUUAGUGCUGGAGAUGAUGAUGAUGAUAAUGAUGAGGAAGGAGAAGGAAGUGAGGAAGGAGAACCAGCUCAACCAACCACUAUGGACUACGUUAUGCAUUUCAUCACUGUACCAUGGAAGCUUGGUUUCGCUCUCAUCCCACCAACAGAUUACUGGGGAGGAUGGGCUUGCUUCACCGUUUCCAUUGCCAUGAUUGGAGUCUUGACUGCUGUCGUUGGAGAUUUGGCUUCUCAAUUCGGUUGUUGGGUAGGAUUAAAGGACGCUGUAACUGCUAUCUCUUUCGUCGCCCUCGGAACCUCUGUCCCCGAUACUUUCGCCUCCAAGGUGUCUGCUGUUCAAGACAAGUAUGCCGAUAACGCCGUCGGAAACGUUACAGGAUCUAAUGCUGUCAACGUUUUCCUUGGAAUCGGUAUUGCCUGGUCUAUGGCCGCCAUCUACCAUGCCGUCAACGGAAGCAGAUUCCUUGUCGACCCUGGAAAUCUUGGAUUCUCCGUACUCAUCUUCUGUCUUGAAGCCGUCCUUUGUAUUUGUGUGAUUGUUUUAAGAAGAAAUAAAUUAGUCGGAGGAGAAUUAGGAGGACCAAUGGGAUUCAGAGUAGCCACUUCUGGAUUUUUCGCCUUCCUCUGGUUCACAUACGUUUUCUUAUCUGCUCUCGAAGCCUACUGUGUUAUUCCCGGCUUCUAA
Auanema sp. JU1783 is the source of this 2925-nucleotide messenger RNA. The record is from the annotation of a GenBank genome assembly. Lineage: Eukaryota; Metazoa; Nematoda; Chromadorea; Rhabditida; Rhabditidae.